GUGGAGAUUCCGGCCGGCGUAGAUCCGGCAUUUUUGGCUGCACUGCCAGAUGACAUACGUGCUGAAGUGAUUCGUGACUAUGUUCGGCAGCAACGUGCACGGCAAGUUGUACAAGAUGUGGCAAAUGCUGCUGGGCCGCCACCUGGGCAGGCAGCAAAUGCUAACGAUGGUUCCGCCGCUGCUGCUGCUGUGGAGCCAAUUGAUCAGGAAUUUCUGAAUGCGCUGCCACCGGAUCUUCAGGAAGAAAUCCUGGCUCAGCACGCACGAAAUGUGCGAUUAGCUCGUGACAGAGCUGAAUCCGGAAAUGCACCUCAUGUGGCCGAUGCUGUAGCAGAUCCUGAAGAUGCGGCAGCACUCAUUGAAUCGCUUCCACCAGCACUCCGUGCGCAAGUACUUGCCGAUGCCGAUGACUCCGUCCUACAGCAAGUCAUGCGUUUCGCACGUCAUGCACUUAUGUUAAAUCCAGGAGAACGCAAUCGCGGGCCGCCUAUUGGGCUAGGCCCUUCGGCGAGCGGAAAUGACAACACCCCUCUGUUGGGUGAGUUUGCUGGAAUCACUACAGUUGCGCCGAGAUGCACUCCUCAGCUUCUAGACCGUGAUGCCAUCGUCACGCUGCUACUCCUUUUCUUUACUGAUCCGGUACAGAUGAACACGCAACGCUUACAGCGGCUUAUCAAAGGCUUGUGCGCUCAUGCCGUCACCUGCGACUUUGUGAUUUGGUGUUUGUUAGCGCUGCUUAAUGAAAUAGACGAGGAGAAUAUUGCGUACGAUGAUUCGGGGAGCACGGUGUCGGGUUGGUUGGACAGCAUCUGUGUGCAAAGUGGUAUUGGACAGCAUGAGCGGGCCGUCAAAUUUUUCAAGGAUUCCGAGAAAGCUGCAAUCCAUCCGACAGUUUUGGUGCAGAGUAUUCGCCUUGUGUUGGAAACACUAACCAUUCUUGCCAAAAACUAUCCUGGCCACUUCUUGCCGUACAGACUGCGUACACCGGAGUCGCAGGCAGUCGCUGGAUCGGUUACGCCACCAUUCUCGCGAUUUUGGCAUUUCGUUUACAAUUUGUCAAAAGCUGAUGUUGUGCCUGGUAGCUGCAUCGGGUCGAUUUUGGGCGUGCCUUCAGGGCGUGAAGAAGUCAGUGUAAGCAUGCCUGCUGCUUCGCUUGAAGAAAGUCCUCUCGGUAUUCUCAUGGAGCAUAUGGGCCGCUCGGUUAUUCGCUCUUCAGCAGUGCUACAAGACAAGCUGAUGUGCCUUAUAUGCACGAUUGUUCAAACGUUGCCGGAUGAUACGACUUCAAAAAUGUCGAUAAAGCCACAUAAACAGCCAGCUCCGCUGGCGCAACAGCUGGAAUACAUCGUUAAGGUGCUAACAGAAGGCAGUUGUACGGAAGAAGGUUUGGCAGAUGGUCGUACGCUACUUCUGGAAAUGAUUCGUGCUCUUACACAACCGACGAGACCACUUAUCAUGUCCCUGAUCUUUAGUGCCGCCGAACGAUUAGGCAAUCAGCUUUUGAUAGCCGUCGAACAGCUUGACAUCGACCUGAGGACGAUGCUAAACAAAGAGGAUACAUCGCCAGCCAAAGAUGUGCAGCAGUCAUCGACUAGCGCCGGUCCUUCAACUGAGCAGCGACGACGAGGCAACCAUCGGGUUGUCGUGUAUACGGAUAUCGAUGAAUCGACAGUUGUGGUGGAUGAUAUGCCGAGUCCACCGCCGCUGCGUCGUUCCACGUCUGCUGCUUGCUGGCAGCUGCCGUUGCCUCGAAUGCAGGCUCUCACCGACAAGAGUGGUGUGCAGUAUGUGUUCCUCAAAAUGUUGCAAACAAUUGUCAAAAUUCGAGACGUACUGCGUAAGGAACGAAUUGAAGCACCUGACAGCGAACAAAAAGCGAUGGAGGGCGCACAGAUGAGUGCAUUGUUGCAUUCUCUGGAGCCGCUUUGGGAACUGGUUUCGAAGUGUAUGAAGAACCUUGCUGAGCUGGAUCCGCAAUCAGUGUUAGCUCUUCAACCAAGUGCUGAAGCAUUUUUCCUCAUUUAUGGAUCAGCCCUGUCAUCAGCCGAUCCGAGCAAAUUCAGUGAAGAUAGUAAUGCGCAGAAGCUCAUCAGUUUUGCAGAGAAGCAUCGUGAUAUGCUGAAUCGCAUUAUUCGGCAUGCCGGUGACACUCUUAGCGAUGGACCAUUCGCCAUUCUUAUUCAGACGCCAAGGUUGUUGGAUUUCGAUGUGAAACGCAUGUACUUCCUGAAGCAGAUCAAAAGUGAUGGGCGUAAUCGGAACGAAGACAUCGCAGUACGAAUACGUCGCAGUCACUUAUUCAGCGAUAGCUUCCGGGAGCUCUUCAGACUCCGUGGCCCCGAAUGGAAAGCAAGAUUUUAUGUUAUUUUUGAAGGAGAAGAGGGCCAAGAUGCUGGCGGAUUGUUGCGUGAAUGGUUCACGGUUAUCACGCGAGAAAUAUUCAAUCCAAACUAUGCUCUUUUCAUUACUGCUCCUGGUGAUCGAGUAACGUACAUGAUCAACAAAACAUCAUAUAUCAAUCCGGAGCAUUUGGACUAUUUCAAGUUUGUUGGGCGAAUAAUUGCAAAGGCAAUAUAUGAAAAUAAGGUGCUGGAAUGUUAUUUCACUCGUGCAUUCUACAAACAUAUUCUGAGUGUCCCGGUUCGAACGCAGGAUUUGGAGUCCGAGGACCCAAGUUUCUACAAUUCAUUGAUGUUCCUACUUGAGCAUCCAAUUGAAGAAUUCGGUACCGAAUUGACCUUCAGCCUUGAAAUUGAUGAAUUUGGAGUUACGAAUAUGCGGGAGCUGAAGGAAAAUGGAGCGUCAAUUCCAGUCACUGAUGAAAAUAAGGAGGAAUAUGUGAAAUUGGUUUGUCAAAUGAAGAUGACAGGUUCGAUCAGCCAGCAGCUCAAGGCAUUUUUGGAUGGCUUCUAUGAGAUCAUUCCGAAGAACAUGAUAUCAAUCUUUAACGAGCAAGAGUUGGAGUUACUGAUCAGCGGUUUGCCGAAUUUCGACAUAGACGAUUUGUAUGCAAACACGGACUACAAAAGCUAUACGCGAACUUCACCUCAGAUACAAUGGUUCUGGAGAGCCUUACGAUCAUUUGAGGAUGCGGAUCGUGCAAAAUUCCUGCAGUUUGUAACUGGUACGAGCAAAGUACCGCUGCAGGGAUUUGCAUCACUGGAGGGUAUGAAUGGUGUCCAAAAAUUUUCAAUUCAUAUGGACUCGCGUUCGGCCGAUCGGCUUCCGACGGCUCAUACCUGCUUCAAUCAGUUGGAUCUGCCGCUGUAUCAGUCGUACGAGAAACUUCGCGAUAUGUUGCUGUUGGCAGUACGUGAAUGUACUGAAGGAUUUGGUUUUGCUUAA
Messenger RNA from Gongylonema pulchrum, 3345 nucleotides. The record is from the annotation of a GenBank genome assembly. Lineage: Eukaryota; Metazoa; Nematoda; Chromadorea; Rhabditida; Gongylonematidae.